AUGGCACAUGAUCAUGCUGAAUACCAGUACAACCCAGUAGAGGUUGAAUACCUCCAGUUAGAACGAGAGUUCCUCAUCCUAAAUGCCAAGUUUGAUCGAACUUCUCAGGAUAUCGAUCAUAUUGAUCAAAUGCUCCGUGAACUCGACGAGUUCAGUGUUCGAGUUCGGGCUUGGGAAGCAGCGAACCCUGGCUUCUACCAUAGCGACAUUGACGAAGGAUACGAAUCUGUCUUCGAAUGA
Oikopleura dioica is the source of this 240-nucleotide messenger RNA. The record is from the annotation of a GenBank genome assembly. NCBI's taxonomy places the organism in Eukaryota, Metazoa, Chordata, Appendicularia, Copelata, Oikopleuridae.